GGAAAAUAUGGCUUUCGUCACCGAUGAGGAAGGGUAUGAAUUUUAUCAAAAAUAUGCAAGAUUAGCAGGUUUUGGUAUUACCAAGCUCAAGCGGAAGCCGAUGUCGCGUCUGUAUGCAUGCUCCCGGGGAGGUGCCAGUACAUUUUACAAGCCUGGGGAGGAACGCAAACGUGCGAAAAUGUCCAAGAAGGUUAACUGUGGGGCAGCUGUUAAAAUCAAGAAAAGGGGGAAAGAAUGGAUAUAUGAGAAAGUGAUGUUGGAGCACAAUCAUACUCUGAAUCCUAAUCCAUCUGAAUUGAAGCACAUGUAUUCACAUAAGAACAAAGAUCCUCUUAUCAUGGAGGUUGUUGAUGAUCUGCAGACCUGUGACGUCUCUCCUAAUACAACAAUGAAUGUGUUGACCCAUUUUCAUGGCAACUAUGAGGUCAUGCCAAUGAAUGAUCAUGACUUGCGAAAUAGAAGAGCAGCCAAUGUACUUAAGAAGCGAGCUGAUGAUGUAAAAAAACUUAGGGCCUUCUUCAAUGAGUUCAAAGCAUAUAACAGUAAAUUCUAUUAUGAUAUAGAGGAUGACUCUGAGGGUGUUACGAAGAAUAUAUUCUAGAGUCAUGCUAGCUGCCAGGCAAACUAUGCUGAGUUUGGUGAUGUGGUUACUUUUGAUACAACAUAUAAGUGUAAUUUUUACAAAAUGCCGUUGGCGAUGUUUGUUGGGAGCAACCACCACUUGCAGAAUGUCAUUUUUCGGUUUGCACUCCUCCGUGACGAGACAGAGGAAACAUUUAAAUGGGCUUUCCAGACUUUCAAAACAUGCAUGGGAGACAAGGAACCUCAUUGCAUACUUACCGAUCAAGAUGUAGCAAUGGAAAACGCUCUUCCGCACGUGUUUCCAAACACGUUGCAUACGCUAUGCAGAUGGCAUGUAUGGGAAAGGCACAAAGUUGACUUGAAGCCACUGUUUGACUUGCAUGAUGGUUUGAAAGAUAAGCUACUAACAACAAUAAAUCACCCACUUACCCCUCUAGAGUUUGAGUCUGCAUGGAAGGAUAUGGUGAAUGAAUAUGGCCUUGAGUCAGAUCCUACGAGCAACAGUUUGUAUGAUCAGCGUGCACGUAGGAUUGCGGCAUACUUCAAAGCUGUUUACUGUGGGAGAAUGACGUCUACGCAGCGCAGUGAAAGCAUGAACAGACUUGUGAAAAGACAUCAUGUUAACACUACGACACCUUUGCAUGAGUUUGCACGAAAAAUGUACCUAGUCUUGCAAAAGAGAAAAGAAGCAGAAGGCCGAGAGACCAUUGCAUGUCAGGCACGCCCAGCAACAAUAACAAACUACCCUCUGGAAAAUCAGUUGAGCAGGAUCUAUACCCGUGCCGUAUUCAACAAAUACAAAGAUGCAUAUGUUUAUGGAACAUCUUUCCUUACAAAGAAAGUGGAUGUUGGUCGUUUCCUUGUGGUCUAUGGUAGAGAUGGCCCGUCUUUUUCUUGGUCCCAACAUGAGUUCAAAGUGGUUUGUGAUGAAGAAAAAGAAGACUACAGAUGUGAGUGCAUGCAGUGGGAGCACACAGGAUUGUUAUGCCCACACCUUAUUAUAGUGAUGACAAAUGAGCAGAUUCAGAGGCUUCCUAGCAAGUAUGUGCUAAGAAGAUACACAAGGAAUGCACGGAUUGACCCUCCUUACGACAGGAAUGACACUCUCCAAGUUGGAGCCGAUGGGACGCUAGUUAGCGUGACGCACUUUAAUAUGCUCAGGGAGGCUUUUGCCUGUGUUAGAGCAGGUGACAGAUCAACAAUUGCAUCUGUAAGAGUCAUGAAUGUGUUGAAGGAACUUAUGGCGCAGGUCGAGGAUCUGCCUGCUGAUGUAAUGCCCGUGUUUGAUGAAGGAGGUUGCAGUGCUCCAGCUGACCGUGAGAUGAUUAGUUUUAAAGCCCCGCCACUAUCAAAAACAAAGGGCUCUAGAUCAGAAGAAGGAGAAAGACAUAUCGGCGCACGCGGGCCAAAGAAGUGCACAAGAAGAUGCAGCAAAUGUGGCCUUAUGGGCGGUCACAACAAGGCGUCAUGCACCAACAAACAACAAAGCAUUGCGACUGGUGGUACCAAAGGAGGCAGGGGGGGGACGGGCUGGGGGAGGGGAAGGGGAAGGGGAACUACAACUCGGCGCCGUUUAAUAGAUGAGCUGGAAGAAGAUGAAGAUGAUGUGGUAGAUGGUGAAUCAUCUUGCGGAAUAGAUGAUAGAGAUUAG
Triticum aestivum (bread wheat) is the source of this 2233-nucleotide messenger RNA. RefSeq names its product protein FAR-RED IMPAIRED RESPONSE 1-like. The record is from RefSeq and is a predicted model, not a curated record. Bases 686 to 2233 code for a protein of 515 amino acids. NCBI's taxonomy places the organism in Eukaryota, Viridiplantae, Streptophyta, Magnoliopsida, Poales, Poaceae. Gene Ontology annotation, biological process: regulation of DNA-templated transcription. Gene Ontology annotation, molecular function: zinc ion binding. The transcript has 5 exons.